Molecule: messenger RNA, 1799 nt
Organism: Solanum dulcamara
Lineage: Eukaryota; Viridiplantae; Streptophyta; Magnoliopsida; Solanales; Solanaceae
Product: berberine bridge enzyme-like 21
Exons: 1
Coding region: 81-1724 (547 amino acids)
Molecular function (GO): FAD binding; oxidoreductase activity
Source: RefSeq, a predicted model, not a curated record
AACCAUGCCCUUUUAGCCACCAACCCAAAAGCUACCAAAAGCAAGUGAAAAAAAAAACAAGAAAGAAGAAAUCAUCAAUCAUGUCUACUUGUUUUGUUUUUGUUCUUCUUCUUCUUCAUUUUCUCGUCCUUUUAACAUUGAAUACCUUAUCUUGUCAUGCUGCUUCUUCUUCUUCUGUGUAUGACACUUUUUUGAAUUGCCUCACAAGCAACUCAAUUCCAGAAUCAGAAAUCUCGAAAAUCGUGUAUUCCCCCAACAACCCCUCUUUUAACCCCAUUUUGCAAGCCUAUAUCCGAAACGGCCGUUUUUUUAACUCCUCCACAACUUCUAAACCGGUCAUCAUCGUCACUCCUAGGGUUGAAUCUCAUGUAUCCGGGAUCGUUCUUUGUACUAAAGAGACGGACUUACAGCUUAAAAUCCGCAGUGGUGGCCAUGAUUAUGAGGGGAUUUCGUAUAUCUCUGAUGUCCCUUUUAUUAUGCUUGAUAUGUUUAAUUUACGAUCAAUUUCCAUUGCUACAAAUGACAAAACAGCUUGGGUACAAGCAGGAGCUACUUUAGGGGAACUUUAUUACAACAUUUGGACAAAAAGUAAAAUUCUUGGUUUUCCUGCGGGUGUUUGUCCUACUGUUGGUGUUGGUGGGCAUAUUAGUGGUGGUGGUUAUGGGAAUAUGAUUCGUAAGUUUGGACUUACUGUUGAUAAUGUAUUGGAUGCUCGAUUAGUGGAUGUUAAUGGUAAAAUUUUGGACCGUAAAGCCAUGGGUGAAGAUUUAUUUUGGGCAAUUAAAGGGGGUGGUGGUGCGAGUUUUGGUGUCAUUUUAGCGUUUAAAAUCCAACUUGUUCAGGUCCCACAAACUGUCACUUAUUUCAGAGUUGAAAGGUUUAUAGAAGAGAAUGCUACCGACGCUGUUGUUCAGUGGCAGAAGGUUGCUAACAAAAUUGACAAUGAUCUCUUCAUGAGGCUACUUAUACAACCCAUCACAGUGAAGUCCAAGUCUAAGGGUGCAAAGAACAAUAAGUCGAUACGAGCAACGUUCAUAGCCUUUUUCCUAGGUGAUUCUAGUAGAUUAAUGUCUCUCAUAACCAAAGAAUUCCCUGCUUUGGGAUUAACAAAGCAAGAUUGUUUGGAAAUGAGUUGGAUUGAUUCAGUCCUGUAUUGGGGAAAUUUCGACAACACGACAAAGCCAGACGCCUUGUUGAACAGAAAAGGGGAUCCAUUAAAUUUCUUGAAAAGAAAAUCGGAUUACGUAAAAAAAGUAAUUCCUAGAGAUGGGUUGGAAUCAAUUUUCCAGAAGAUGAUUUCUUUGGGAAAAACAGGACUAGUUUUCAAUCCUUAUGGAGGUAGAAUGGCUGAAAUUCCAGAGGGAGAUACUCCAUUUCCUCACAGGGCAGGGAUACUUUUCAAGAUUCAGUACUCAGUUAAUUGGCAUGAACAAGGAUUAGAAGCACAAAAAGAUUACCUUACACAGAUAAGAGAUUUAUACAGCUUCAUGACCCCAUAUGUUUCAAACAAUCCCAGACAAGCCUAUUUGAAUUACAGGGAUCUUGAUAUUGGUACAAAUGAUCAAGGUCCACACAGUUUAGAACAAGGGAGGGUAUAUGGGACCAAGUAUUUCAACAACAAUUUUGAUAGGUUGGUCAAAGUAAAAUCAAUGGUAGAUCCACACAAUUUCUUCAGAAAUGAGCAGAGUAUUCCUACUCAAAGGAUGCAGAGGAACAUGUUCUAAUCUUAGGUCAUCAUUAAUUUCUACUUUUAUCUUAUGAGUAUUUACUUAUUAAUCAAAUUCCUUACUUCUCUCUUG